Molecule: messenger RNA, 1931 nt
Organism: Mercenaria mercenaria
Lineage: Eukaryota; Metazoa; Mollusca; Bivalvia; Venerida; Veneridae
Product: BTB/POZ domain-containing protein KCTD7-like
Exons: 2
Coding region: 108-860 (250 amino acids)
Biological process (GO): protein homooligomerization
Molecular function (GO): protein binding
Source: RefSeq, a predicted model, not a curated record
CACACAAAGCAGGAAGUUUUAAGCGGGUUUGAUUAAUCAAAACUGAUAUAAUCCCUGUUAUUGUUAUUGUGAUAUACCUGCACUUGCAUAACAUUCCACUAACGUCAAUGGAUGUCGUGGAGUUUCCAGAGGUAGUAGAACUGAAUGUUGGUGGCAAGUUACUUACAACGCUGCUUAGUACAUUGAGAAAAGAAGAAAAUAGUAUGUUGGCCGCCAUGUUUAGCGGACGUCAUCAGAUUUCAAGGGACAGACAUGGGCGAUAUUUCAUCGACUAUGACGGCAAUGUCUUUGAAAAUAUUUUGAAUUAUCUACGGCAUGGCUCAAUUCCACCUAAAGAAAGGGCGUUAGAGGUCUUCGAAUGUGCAGCAUAUUUUGGUAUAGAAUCUCUGGGCGAAAGUCUUAUGAUGUAUCAGAAUGUUCUGUACCGGAAAAGGAUCACAUAUUUGAAAGAGAAACUAGACAAAGAACAGUUCAGAAAGCUGAAACAAUAUGCUGUAACAUAUUUCAACAAAAACUUUCACCCUUCAGAAGACAAACAUUUUGCAUUUACCUCUACAAACAAUUGUGCGUAUUUUGAAGAAAGAGAUGGGGAAAGAUAUUUGCAUCAUAAUCAAAUUCCACCUACUUGCAUACUAUUUGGUACAGGCAUCAAAAAUGUAGCAUGGUAUAAAGACGAAGUACACGAAGAAUUAACGAGGUGUCUGACACAUGACCUGUGCGAACUAGGUUUCGGAACGUUUUGUUAUUAUGGCUUUUCCCUUCGACUGCAGUGCAAAUGGUGCGGAAAUAGCGUUUGUCAUGCAAUAGUUCUACGAAAUAAACCAUGGAAAGACCGGGCUGCACAUUGGAAAAUGCCAUGAAAAGUUCACAUCGAGCAUGCGUUCGUUUCUAGCAUUUUAUGUGCUUUCAAAUAGAGUAUACUAUGAAAAGGUGUAAACUUGUAACGUUUUCUCACAAUUUGUUUUAUGUGUGUGGAAAAAAAUCAUAGUGGAUUAUUUAGGAUCUUUCGAUAUAGGACAUUUCCUUAUAAAUGAUAUAUAUCGUAUCGACCAGUCUUACUAUUUCUAUGAAAUGCAAAACAGUGUUAGGAAUGUCUGAUUAGGUUUACAUCAUACCCUUUUGACUUAUAGUAGUAGCUAGUUAUCUAUCAUCCAAGGAUUGCGCAUAUGUAUAAUGUAAAAUGAUGUGUUAAUGGUGCGUGAUCGUAAGAAUCUCUCUGUAAAAACAUCCAUUCUCUUCUGUUACAUCACACCUCUAAAACUACAAACUAUAUUAGCUAAAACACAUAGACACAUAGAUAAGUCAACGAUAAUAAUUGGUGAAUUAAAUAUAUUCUAAAGCGAAAAAUCGUGUUUGAUUAUUUAAAAAAAAACAAACAGCAAUAUUGACAUCGCGUCACUGGUGUCAUACAGCAUAGAGUCUCUGGGCGAAAAUCUUAAGAUGUAUUAAAAUGUUCUGUACCGGUUAAGGAUCACAGAUUUGAAAGAGAAACGAGAAUGAUAAAAACGUUAUGACAGUUAAGUCAUAUUCUUUUCCUUUAUUGGUUUUUAUCUUUUUACAAGAACUACAUAGAAAGAUUGUUUUGUUGUACAAGUUGAUUAACAAGAUAGUCAUGAUAGCAUUGAGGCUUCCACCUGAUCGGGACGGAUUGUUAUAUCUCGCACAGAGUUUAAUUUGUUCUAAAAUUAUGUUUGGCUAGUUUCGACCUACUUAGUGGUUUGAAAACUGUCCUAUACUUAGACAAAAGACAAACAAUCUGAGUGUGCAGGUUUCAUUUAAUCAGAUAAAAUGUAUCGCUUGAGUUAAGUUUAGUCUACGAUUUGACCUUUUGAUAGAGAAUAUUUCUAUAUUUUUUCAAUGGCGAUAUGUCCUUGUGUAUAGCAAAAUAUCAGGUUCCUUGCUGAAUUAAAAAUAAUAACUGCAGGGACAAG